CCUUCCCUUCCCUCCUCUCUCUCUCUCUCUCUCUCUCUCUCUCUCUCUCUCUCUCUCCUAAUUCAAGAAACUCUCUCUCUCUCUCCUAAUUCAAGAAACUCUCUCUCUCUCUCUCUCUCUCUCUCUCUCUCUCUCUCCUAAUUCAAGAAACUAUGCAAUAUUCUAUCCCAUACACAUCAAAAAGAGCAAUUCCUCUUUCCACCUCCAACUCCUCAAACUCCGACGGCUCUAAGCCGCCACCGUCUGUAAAUACUAAUCAAGAUUCCAUCCAAACAGGGGCAAGUGUGUCAAAACUGGUGUCCGAAAAUUCUGUCAUAGUGUUUGGGAGGCGAGGGUGUUGCAUGUGCCACGUCGUGAAGCGCUUGCUAUUGGGUCUCGGCGCAAACCCGCCGGUCGUGGAGGUGGACGAAGACCAGGAAGCAGCGGUGAUCGGAGAUUUGUCGGCUAUUUCAGGCGGCGGGGGAAAUGGCGGGGAGGGGAUGCAGUUUCCAGCGGUUUUUGUUGGUGGGAAGUGGUUUGGUGGGUUAGAGAGAGUUAUGGCUACUCAUAUUUCUGGUGAAUUGGUUCCUAUGUUGAAACAAGCUGGAGCUCUUUGGCUUUGACUAAUAAUCAGCCCUUCUAGAAUUAACUCUCUCUCUCUCUCUCUCUCUCUCUCUCUCUCUCUCUCUCUCUCUCUCUCUCUCUCUCUCUCUGUGUGUGUUUUGGAUUGGGUUUUUGAGGAAUCAUAAAAAGGUUUCUUCUUUUUCAUUGAUUUGUCUUUUCUUUUCCCACAUUAUACUGUAUUUCCUAAUGAAGUGCUCCGUGCGUCCCAAUAAUAAAUGUCCAGUCCGCAAAAUAAAAAUUUUAAAAAAAUACAAAUGUUUUAAGGAAAAUUCAAACUUUUUUAAAUAAUUUACUAGAUAUCCACAAGUUCUUCUAAUUAAUGAAAAAGUUUGAUUUUUUUUCUUGUAGAAAAUGUAUUUAUUUUUAAGUUUUUGUUUUACAGAUUCGACAUUUAUUUUGGAACUGAAGUAGUAGCAGUAGAUUAAGAAGGGCUAUAGAUACUGUUUGAUCAUGUAAUUUCGCUGUAAACGGUGUAUAUAUGAGUGGGAUUAAUUU
Molecule: messenger RNA, 1098 nt
Organism: Rhododendron vialii
Lineage: Eukaryota; Viridiplantae; Streptophyta; Magnoliopsida; Ericales; Ericaceae
Product: glutaredoxin-C9-like
Exons: 1
Coding region: 153-602 (149 amino acids)
Source: RefSeq, a predicted model, not a curated record